Molecule: messenger RNA, 3971 nt
Organism: Bubalus bubalis (water buffalo)
Lineage: Eukaryota; Metazoa; Chordata; Mammalia; Artiodactyla; Bovidae
Gene: ZIC4
Product: Zic family member 4
Exons: 5
Coding region: 1208-2161 (317 amino acids)
Biological process (GO): regulation of transcription by RNA polymerase II; central nervous system development
Cellular component (GO): nucleus
Molecular function (GO): RNA polymerase II cis-regulatory region sequence-specific DNA binding; DNA-binding transcription factor activity, RNA polymerase II-specific
Source: RefSeq, a predicted model, not a curated record
UGAGCUUGUUGUGCUGGGAAACAGAAAUUUGAGAAAGAAAGAAAAAAAAAAUCAAAUGUUCAGUCCCCAGCAACAAGUCUGAGUGCAGCAGCCCCCGAAUUCCCUGCCAACUUUGAGCAGAACUGGGAUGGGGAAUGGAGGCAAGGGGAUUGAGGGUUUGUUUGUUUUAACUGCCAUACACUUUGUUCAAAAAAGAUAUAGUGGAGCCACUCUGAGUCUUUCCUGUUUCCUGUAAGGGGAAUUUGGAUCCUGCCUCACGGUAGUCAUAAAAAUCUUAUCUGCAAGGUGAAGUUUUCUCUAGAGGCUGUACUGCUUUCACCAGGGAGAACAAAUAUUGAACCCACCUCGCCUGCCUUUCAAAAAAAAAGAAAAAACAAGGGAGGGGAACUGAGGAGAGAAGGGUAGCGGUUGGGAGGGGGGAAGAGGGAAAAUAAUUCUUCAAAAAAGAAAAAUCAGUCCUCUUCUUUCCAGUCCGUGGAAUAUCCAAGGGGGACGUUGACAAGAGGGUAUUUUUAGGAAACGCGUCCAAAUAUACAGAGUAAGAGUGAAUGUGAGAGAAAAAAAAAAAGUUGUGGGUUGUAGAAGUUAUCAAGUGGGAUUUGCGGCGCUCUCUGCAGGAAACGCAAGCGGCUCCAGUUCAAAGCCACAUGCACCAACGUGACAUAUAAGCCAUUAAAAUAUCAUCCUGACGGCUCAUUUCUGCUUCAUCAUACAUUCCCUAACUGCUCCCCGAAAGCUGGAAAAGGAGAAAUGAAAGAUGACCGCCUCGCUGGAACCACAAAAGAGAGGCUUGGAGUGUUCUGUGGUCCCCCCUCAGCCACCCCAAAGUGAUGUGCAGAAAUGAGGCGAUCUCGGCAACAGGUGGAGCAGGGCUUAAAGUCAGAAAAUGAGAUCCAAGACUUCUUUGGUGAUGAGGAAACGAAUACGGCUUUACCGAAACGCCCUGAAAGAGCCAAUGCCCCACCUGUCAUCUGUGACUAGCUGGAUACUGCUUUGGGAUUUAUUUCAGAGAAUCACCUUGAAGACUCUUAUAUAAUCACCCCAAACGUCCCUCUUCAUAAAUAAUAGUAGCAGCUCCGGACACCAUGGCCCCCAGCUCGCUGCCGCCUCCAGCCCCUCGGUGUUCCCAGGCCUUCACGAGCAGCCUCCCCAGGCCUCCCCUAGCGGCACUCUGAAUGGACUCCUGCGUCUGGGGCUCCCCGGAGACAUGUACGCGCGACCUGAACCCUUCCCGCCGGGACCUGUGUCCCGCAGCGACGCCCUGGCAGCUGCCGCAGCCCUGCAUAGCUACGGGGGCAUGAACCUGACCAUGAACCUCGCCGCGCCCCACGGUCCCGGCGCCUUCUUCCGCUACAUGCGCCAGCCCAUCAAACAGGAGCUCAUCUGCAAGUGGCUGGCGGCCGACGGCUCCGUGCCCCCGCGCCUUUGCUCCAAAACUUUCAGCACCAUGCACGAGCUGGUCACGCAUGUCACCGUGGAGCACGUCGGAGGCCCUGAGCAGGCCAACCACAUCUGCUUCUGGGAGGAGUGUCCGCGCCAGGGCAAGCCCUUUAAAGCCAAAUACAAACUUGUAAAUCACAUCCGCGUGCACACGGGCGAGAAGCCCUUCCCCUGUCCUUUCCCGGGGUGUGGGAAAGUCUUUGCUAGAUCAGAAAAUCUCAAAAUACACAAAAGAACUCACACAGGGGAGAAGCCCUUCAGGUGCGAGUUCGAGGGCUGCGAACGGCGCUUCGCCAACAGCAGCGACCGCAAGAAGCACUCGCACGUGCACACGAGUGACAAGCCAUACACGUGCAAAGUGCGCGGCUGCGACAAGUGCUACACGCACCCCAGCUCGCUGCGCAAGCACAUGAAAGUGCACGGGCGCUCGCCGCCUCCGCCCAGCUCUGGCUACGACUCGGCCACGCCGUCUGCCCUCGUGUCGCCCUCGUCGGACUUCGGUCGCGAGCCCCCGGUGGCUUCCUCGGCGGCGGUGGCGGCGCGGGGCGCCGACCUGAGCGAAUGGUACGUGUGUCAGGGCGCGGGCCCCGCAGCGGCUGCCCCCGCGGCGCCCCCAAGCCCCGCGCCACCGCCUGGCCCCGCCGCUAUCGCCGCCGCCGUCGCCUGUGUUAAGGUUGCUGCUGUGGGUGCUGCUUCUGCGUCCACUGACUGGCAGGUCUAGGCUGGGUUACUGAGGCUUGAAGAGAGAGUGAGGAAGGAAGCGAGGGAAGAAGGAAGGGAGGAAGGUCACCACUAAUAGGGGGUAGAGCUCACCGAAUAUGCUGAUAUAAUGUACAUUGUCUCAAAAUAUCAAUAUGGUACCCACAUGGAUUCUGCAGUCACAUCCAGCCCCCUACACACCCACCCAGAUGCCCUCGACUGUGUUGCGUGAAGCCAGGGUUGGGGUAAAGUAAAUAAAGAGGCAGAAGGUAAAAAAAAAAAAAAAGAAGACGAAAGAAAAGAAAACAUCUUAGGAGAGUUUCUGUGCAAUCUUGGCAACUGCAGGUGGCACAAGUAAGACCACAAAGCCCUGUGUGGUUCACAGAAUGGGAAAUGUUUUCCUCGAGGCCUGGGCCUCUCCAACUGCGACCCCUACUCUCUUCCCAGCUCCCAGUUGGAGCCUCCUCGGAAUUCCUACGCGGGAAGAUGGCAGAAGAAACUCAUGAGCCAUUAUCUUCCCUCCUGUUUUCUUCCUCUUUUGCCUCCCUACACUUCCCCUCCCCCUGCUGUUCAAGUCCCAGAUCGAAAAUUUUCCAGCCACUUCUGUAAAGGACACGAUAGGGAAGUGGGGGGUAGGGGUGUGGGAGGGGGAGGUUAAGCACCUUCCCUGCGGAUUAUAUGCCCCUCCUCCAUAGACUGGCCCAGGCACACUGUCUGCGGACUUGUCUGCGGCUGCGGUAUGCAUUACAUACCAGGGGCGAGAAGUCCCAACACAGGAAAUACAAAAGAAAGUGUGCUAAAGGGGCUUUGGGAUUCAAUGCUCUGAGGACUCCACAGACCAGUCACGCUCUUCCCACGUCCCACCUUGGUCCAGGAGCUGCCUGUGGAAUCUUGUGGGUGCUUGGGAGUUUGGGAUGCAGAGUGGACCAAUGACGUCACUGAGCCUAGGCCUCCAUAGAAAAGGGAUCCCGCCUGGGCGACAGUGUCUGGGUGAAUCGCGGCAAUUCUGUGAUGGUCUUUGUCAAAAAUCACACAAUGUUGGUUUUGUUUUAAAAGGGGGGAGGGGCGCGUGGGACAAGAGACAAACUGCAAGAAUAAAUAUUUUGAAGGCAAACACCCAAUGGGUCUAAAUUGAAUGUGUAUUUGAUGUGCUGGGUACCAAAUCCCCUGAAAAAGAACCAGAUGUUGGGGGCAGGGAGAAGGAAAAGUCUGCAAUUGUUGCCAAGGGGGAGGAAAGAUCAGGGCCUGGUUCCCAGUCAGUUACCCUCUGAAGGGAAGGAUGGUGCUGCCUCAAAAUUCUUGCUAAGAUUUGGGGGGAGGGGCAGAUAAAAAAGACAGGGAAAAGUUUUGGUAGACCCAUCCCAGUCCCUUAAGAAUUUGGAGCUAAGUAGAGGUGUGAUACUCCUACCUAUGGGGAGCCCCCAAAGAGCUCAGUUAAAAAGCUGGACACAGCAAACCAGCCCAGAUUCUGCCACUCUGUUGGCGUUUCUUAUGUUCUUCCUCUUCAGACACCAUUGGAAGAUUGUCACUCCUGCCCCAUCGCCAUACACGUCCAUCCGAUAAAUAACGUCCUAACUGGAGAGGGACUGUUUUCAUUACCCCUAAUAAAAACCAGAAUCUUCCAAAUACAUCUCUAGUGAAUCCGCCCUUGUGGAAGGGGCUCUGCAGUCCUCUUCCCGCCCUACCCCCACUACAAUAGGGCCCAGAGGCCCUCUGGCCAAAGACUGGAGGUCGGCUGCAAACGGUUCUCUCUCAUCCAGCAACUCCCGCCCGGCCACCAAGGUGCAGGGGACAUCUGGGAAACUUGCUUCUUCUGAAGAUGUUAAAAAAUG